CCAAAAUUGAUUUUUAAAUUUAAAAUGUCUAAAUAUUAUUCUGUUUCGAUACCGUUAUUUUUAUUUACCCAUUUAGUUUAUUUCUCAAGAAUUUGUUCAUGUGACAAAACAGAAGCCGAGCUGACUAAUAUUGUGACGGCCACGAGUAAAACUUGGCGCGAUUACCGACCAGUAAAUCGCAAUUCGGAUAUUCUUAAGGUGAAUUUCUCCUUGUCCAUUUCACAACUGGUCAAUUUGGACACCAGGAAUCAAGUUGUGGUCUCCAGUGUGUGGCCCACGCAUGAAUGGGUGAACCCUUUGAUCGGAUGGGACCCGAACAAAUACGACGGCAUCACUCAUCUAUACAUGCUAUCAGAUAACUUGUGGCUGCCUAACUUAGUGCUGCUUAACAACGUGGAUGGUAAGUUUGACGUGUCCUACUACAGUAGGGUGAAAGUGUCACACAAGGGGGAGUGUCUCUGGGCUCCCCCCUCCAUCUACAAGAGCAGCUGCGACAUCAACAUCGCCCUCUUCCCAUUCGACGAACAGAUCUGUCCGCUCAUUUUCACGACUCUGGAGUUUGACGUGUCGCAGAUGGUGAUUGAGAGCAAGUACAUGGAGGCAGAUUACACAGGCAGUCAGUAUUGGGAGAACAGUGAGUGGAGCAUUAAGAGUGCACACACCAACACCAUCUCAGUCGACUGUGCCCAGUGCAAGACAGGCAACCACUCCGCAUUCGUUGUCUACCUCCACCUAGUCAGGAAGCCGCUGUAUUACACCGUGUACCUCAUAAUCCCCCUCAUCAUCACGUCCCUCCUGACAGUCUGCACUUUCUACCUGCCCUCCGCCUGCUGCGAGAGAAUCACGCUGGCCAUGACCAUCCUACUCAGCACAGCCAUGCUACUUCUCAUGGUCUCAAAGCUCAUACCCAAGAGUGCGUACCACGUGCCGCUUCUCAACCGAUAUCUGGUGUUCAUCUUCAGUAUAGUCGUGGCCUCUCUAAUGUGUAACGCCUUCAUUCUUCACGUCCAUUUCCAGGCGUGUUCAGGGGCCACUGCGUCUGUCAAACUGCCACGCCCCUUCAAACACUUUUUACUAUACACACUGCCUUUGUGGAUAUUCAUGGAGCCGUUCCAAUUAACAGACUGCGAGUUCACGGCCUUAGUCGAGGAAAAACAGUCCAAAAAUCUGCGAAGACGUGAACGAAAACAAGUUGGAGAGAAAUUGUGUUUCUGGAACAAUCUGGAAACUUCUUUUCACGAAUUAAUGCUUUUUAUUCCCAAUAGCGACGAUCAACUCUUCGAUUCUUUAAACAACUCACUAUCUAACAAUGAACAAACUUCGGACCAACAGUUAAAUAAUGAGAGAAAGCAAAAAAGAAUUCUUAAAACUCUGGAAAGCAUCAAAACUUUGGGCAACACAGUCGAAAGCAUCCACGAUAAAAUCAAAGUGGAAAGAAGACAAUUUUACCAAGACGAAGAAUGGAAGUUCAUUGCUUUGGUUUUAGAUCGGAUCUUGCUGUGGCUUUUUAGCUCAGUUGUUGGAUUUGGAUCCGUUGCUAUUUUAAACCCAAAUUUGUACACAGUUUAGCUUAAUUUAGACC
Molecule: messenger RNA, 1582 nt
Organism: Symsagittifera roscoffensis
Lineage: Eukaryota; Metazoa; Xenacoelomorpha; Acoela; Convolutidae
Product: acetylcholine receptor subunit beta-type acr-3-like
Exons: 7
Coding region: 25-1569 (514 amino acids)
Biological process (GO): monoatomic ion transmembrane transport; chemical synaptic transmission; nervous system process
Cellular component (GO): postsynaptic membrane; plasma membrane; neuron projection
Molecular function (GO): transmembrane signaling receptor activity; acetylcholine-gated monoatomic cation-selective channel activity
Source: RefSeq, a predicted model, not a curated record